Xyrichtys novacula (pearly razorfish) is the source of this 8336-nucleotide messenger RNA. The record is from the annotation of a GenBank genome assembly. NCBI's taxonomy places the organism in Eukaryota, Metazoa, Chordata, Actinopteri, Labriformes, Labridae.
AUGAACCUGCCGCUGUGACACUCCAGGCUGGGACAAGCAGGCAGCAGCCGGCCGGCCGCCCCCCAAGCAGCAGUCACACAGGUAAACACUCCGUAAUUACACCUUUUAUUCUCAGAUAGAGUGCAGGGGAGCUGUAGUAGGUGAGGGAGGCAGCUGCUGUCGAACGCAGGAUCCUCCUCCUCGGCAGCCAGGGAUCUGACAUGUUUGACGAGCUCAGGGUGUCUUUCUCUCGUCCUUAGUGCAACAUUAAAGCACCAGCAGGCUGAGCUAAGUGUUAGCCGUGUGCUGUUUCUACUCCCUGCGGCUUCCAAACACCUUCUGUCUGUCGUGUCACUUAUCUGUGCUGGCUGCAAAGAGGCAUGACUGAAGUGUGCUCACAUUAAAGCUUACUUCACCUCCUAUCCUGAGAUAUUUUUGGUGGGAAAGGUUUAUUCAGAAGUUUAACAUCAAUGUUCUGUCUUGUACUUUAAAGGGGACCCUGCCUGGAGCGCUCUGAACACCAGCAACAAGUUUUGACCUGGUACGUUCCUCCUUUUUCCAUCUGAACUCUCUUUUCCUGUUCGAAUCCUCAGAACUUUACCGCAGGUACAUGACUUUUUGGGGCAGAUUCGUUUUCUUAAGGAGGCCAUUGUGGACCUGCUUGGUUUUUAUUACAUGGCUAUUAUUACCCUUUCCUCUUUUGAACUUGCAUCCUGAAGGAGCUCCAAAUACCGAGCCUACCAGAGCCUUAAAAGGAGGAGUGGGCUCUCAUGUGUCAGGCGAGCAGCAGGUUGAGGGGGGGUUGGAGGCGUUAAAGUGGACCAGCUCUGGCCUACAUUUCACUGGGGUGACACACAUAGUAAACUGAGGAUAUUAAACAGUUGUUUUCGUACUGACUGCAUGAUACCAGAAACCCAAACCCUGCGGGGAGUCUGAUCACGAACCAAUAUGACUCAUAAUUUAACUUUAAACUGACUUUUAGUGUAACAUGACAUUAUUUUAAAAUCUAAAAUAAAAAAAUCUAGAAACAUACGAAUGUAAAUAAGCAAAAAGAUUAUUUUUAUAGCAACCUCAGAUAGAAAAAGAUGCAAGUAUUACAUCAGUGUGAACAACAUGAACCAAAAUAUGAUCAAAUAUUUGCAAAAAGCAGCGUGGUGAGCUGUAGGUCUGUGCAGAAAGAUGCAAAAGCACAAAUAAAAACAACAAAAAGUGCGAUCUGACAGUUUGGAUAAUAUAAAUGAAAAUAAAUCUCAGCAGGUAAAUCCAAUUAAUUAAAUAAAAAAACAAAAAUCAAUAUGUAAAGUAGAGGUAUUCUCUAUUUAACCGUACUAUCUCUGAGGUCGUCUUUUCCUCGCCUGUGAUUGGCUAUCAUCAGUGACAACAGGUUUGCGAGGCCCUAUCAGGUGUUACCGGGCUGUGAUGUCAUGAGGUCAGAUACUCUGCAUUCACUUUCCCCCCUCCGGCAGAUAUUUAUACUCAGCUAUAUGAGAGUGUUUACACCAGAAGAGACAUGAGAGGAUCCUGACGCGACAAAUGUGCAAAAUAAAGACCGGCCUGUAAGCUGUUACCUCAGCUCAUUUCACCGCCGCGAUGGUCAACGACGAAGAUCGGAUCUCCUGAUGGGACGAUCCCAAAUAUUUACAUGAAGAAGCACCUGAGGGAAGUGGAGCUGUAGAUGGAGAUGUUGGUCAAAGACUAUUACGAGCCAUAUUUUUACAUCUGCUCAAACAAAAUCUGAUUUUACUGAAAAUCGCACGUGUUCAUGGUUCCCAGAAGGUGAACCGAAAUGGAUUUGAAGAACAAGAACAACCACUGUAUUCUCAGGGGCCGUAACCAGCCCCUCUUGUUUUCUCAGAAUCCUCAGAAUAUUUUUACUCAGUGAAGCAGUUUUUAAAUGUUCAUGGUCCCCAGAGGAUGAACCCAAACAAUGUUGGCGGAUUAUUACGCUCAUCUUAAGCUCAAUUGUCAGUUUUACUAAAAAAUCAGCACCAAUCCAACAAACCCGAGGCUAUCACUGGAAUUUACUGUAUAUGUUCAUGGUUUCCAGAUGAUGAACCCUGAUGAAUAACUUUCCUGUCUUUAAGUGCCAGGAUGAGCUCUGUUUUUUAUCGAAGCAGAGAGAAAUUUUUGAAAAAUCACAUCUUAACAUCAAUUACCAAACUCUUAUGAAAAGCCCUCUGAAUGUUCAUGGUUAUCAGAGGUUAAACUUUGAUGGUUUUACCUCUGUUUUGAAACACCAUGAUCAGUUUCUAACUUUAUAUGAAGACGCAUCAAAAUCAUGAAGACAGGAGACAGCUGCUUUCAAUGCAUUUGCAGAAGUUUUCAUGGUUCUCAGAGGAUGAACCCAAAGUCUAUCACAUGAUUAUUACCUUGGUGUCAUGAGUCAAAAUCGGUUUGAAUUAAUUAGCAAAAGAAAAAGAUUAAAAUCAUCUUUUUAACAUCUCAACAACCAAGACAAAAAUCAUUGUUCUCAGAGGACACACCCAGCUGAUAACAUUGAGUUGGUACCCUGACCUCAAUUAUCAUUAUCAAUAUGGACUAUUGUGUGGGAAUUAUCCACAAACGAAUGAAAGGUUUAAUACUGGCUGAAGUAUUCAUGGUUCCCAGAAGAUCAACCCUAAAGAUAUUAACUUCCCACCUGAUAGGAAGUGUUUUGAUUAAAACCAAGUAUAUAGCCACUCAGAAAAACUCUGAAUUGAACAUAAAUGAUUCAAUACCACUAUAAUCAUAAUUUAGCUCCUCAGAGGAUGAUCAAUUUGACCGUCAUGACCUUCGACCUUACUUAAACAAUACGCAAAGCUACAACACAGGUAGGACAUUAAUCUCUUGGAUGCCUAUUACCCAUACAAACAAGACUGAUGAAAACUGCCUGUAUAAAAAUAGUAAUUAGGAGGAUGGGACAGUCCUCAUGGUUCACCACUGAUGUUAAUCUGAAAAUGAUACUUAAAGCAGCAGCUCGUGCUGAAAGUAAUCCCACUUUUUUAUCCUCUGUUUCUGCGGGUCCAGCUGAAGUUGCAGAGACCUCAUCUGCUCCGCAUCACAGCACUCUGAUUUACUGUUUUGAGGAAAGUGAUGCAGCCUGUAAAGAGCUGCGAGUCUUAAAAAGGGAGGCAGUUGAUUGGCCGACUUCCUCUCUAAAAUUAGGCGAAGGAUCAGCUGUGAGGCUGUAACAUCAUCCAGGAGGAGUCCACCUUGACUCUCCUGGACAUCAUCUGAUGAUGAUAUAUAUUUCUAUGAUAUAUUUAAUGAUUUCCCCCCUAGAUUACCAGAUUAAUCGCCAUAAUAUUGGACAGAAUAUAGUCAUAUAUAAUAGUUAUUUACAUAUUAAAUUACUGCAGCCUUUAUCCUAACUCAUAGAAACCACCCUAAGCCCAUUUUAACCCACGCAAUCCAACCCCAAACCCUCCAGUCUGGCCACACUGUAGUGAAAAUCUCUGUUACAUAACCGCAUUUCAGUCUAUUUCAAGCCUAGAACUGUUCAAAGCUCUAUAAAUACAAGAGGAUCACACAGAGGGCACUGCAUCGUCAGAAAAUAUUUUAAAUUUAUUUCAGUAAAAGGGUAAUGAACACGGAGAAAUCUCAAGAAAUGAUAUGAGAGGUGGAAAAGAGGAAGAUGACAGCUGGAGAUAUGAGUUUGAACUAAAACUUAAGAUUAUGAGUCUUCAUGUUGAACAUUGUUGAGAUAUAACCGGUAAACAAGCUAAAGUCUUAUAGUUUGGGUACAUGGUUGCAGUCAUUCACUUCUAUGAUUUGACAAAAUAAAAAACACUGAAUUGUUCGACUGUUUGAGAUUGUUCUUAAGCCAAAGUGUAAGUGCAGGACAGAUGACUUUAACAGCUUUAAUGUUGCAACUAACUUUACACAAAAGACCUCGAGGUUGACGACAAGACGACUGAAAUGAUUCUCCGACUUUAUGUUGGGGGGGGUAAUACAGAAACAUUAAAGCUCACAGUCAGAUAAAUACAUAAUAACAGACAGAGAACAUCAGAUAUUUCAAAAGCAAAGAGGGAACAUUUGAGGAGAAAGACUUUUGGGCUCAAGCUCUCGGUUUGUACGUUAAUACUUCAAGAGAAAGGUUGAAAUGAAAAACUCAGUCUGGUGUUGCUGCUGCUGUUACUGUCAGGAUCGAGGUGUACAUAAAUGUAGAUUAGAUGUCUUCUCAGUAAUCACCGUGAUAUGAAUCUGCAAAAUAAAAAGCAGAGCAGAGAUUGGCAAACAUGCACAUGUGACCUGAUUUGAUCCACUCAGAUUUGAUCCACUCAGAACAUUUGAGGCUGAAAUACUUGGAGGUUGAAUAAAAGUUGUGACAAAGUAUGAAAUGGUUGAACUACUUUUGACCUUUUAACACAUACAGAAAAGGAGUUUUGAUAUUCAUGGGUUUUAAUCAUGUUGCUUUUUUGAUGUGGUCACCAUCUGUACAGCACCAUUGGCAAGGGUCCAUUCCAGUGACAAAGUGCUGACAAAAACGUGCUUUUUUUAUAUGUAGUGAACCAAGACUGCACUGAGGUCUGUGGUUCUGAAAUUUGAGGAAUAUCCCUUUACCUGGUCUCCACAUCUACCUUGCCUGCAGUUUUCUCAUACUGAGGAGUCCCUAAUGACACUGAUGAUGUUGACGAGAGCAGCCAUGAAGUGAAAACGUGCUUUAUGGAUAAGCUUCUUAGACAUAUAUUGUAUAUAUCAAUAUUUGUGUUGUUAACAGCAGGUGGAGCAUCCACAAACACACUCAGUUGCAGACCAGGAGGAUGGGACAGUCCUCAUGGUUCACCACUGAUGAACAGCUAGAUUUAUCAAUAAUAAAGAGUCAGCCCAGCGCACAGGUGCAACAGAGGAUUGUGACUACAUUAGGGAAUUAUCAAAUUAGGUAUUAUGAAUGAUUUUGUAAAUCUAUGGGGAAAAACACCGAACAUGACAAAAUUAAACUGAACUACUAAAUGCUCUUUUUUUUAGUCACCAAAAGGUUGCCCUUUGUUGACCAUUUGUUUUCUGUCUCCACAGGGUGCAGAAGCGCUCAUGGCUAUCGCUUAUGGUGCUAUUACCCAGCCGGGCCUGCUUUCCCAGCAGUACCCCCCGCCCCUGCUGCCCAAGCCUGGAAAAGACAAUGUUCGGCUUCAGAAGCUCCUCAAGAGAACUGCCAAGAAAAAGGCCGCAGCUCAGGCAACGCAGUCCGCCGCACCUUUCCGCUCAAGCCUUUCCCCAGUGAACGAAGCAAGCCCUGACCUUGAGCACAGUGACCACUCAACGCCUCCUAAGACUCCAGAGGCUCCUUUCAGCCUCUACAAUGUCCAGCAGCCCGCACGGUUCAAUGUCAGGCCGCUGUACCAACAUGUUGCAUCGCCAUACCCACAGCGUGCAGCUUACGGUAGAACUGCAAGGUUCUCACCCCUGACAGUGACCCUCCCAUCGUACUCCUACUCCCAAAAUGUCACCACAGUGUCUUCAUAUUCUUCUUCAGGUCAAGUUUCAGGAGUUUCACCAACUCCAGAGCUAAUGCCCAAAAUAACUUUACCAGCGUUCCCUGCCCUACAACCAACAGCACCAGCAUUUGGCACAUUUGGUGAUGCUCAAGCUAGUCUGAGACCUGUCGCGGCUGUUGGAACCCAACAGCAAAAACCCAUCAGUCCAGGUCCCACUCCUUAUCAAGCAACUGGGACUCAAGCUUUGACACGACCUCUCACUGUGUUGACCCCACUCAAACCCAGAAGUCCACGACCAACAUUCAGGGCAACAGAACCCUCGAGAUCGCCCAAACCGAUGUUUGAUGUCCCUCAAAUAAGGAUGUACACGGCAAGUACAUCUUACUAUGAGACAUCAAGGACCCCACCGGUGUAUGACACAGCUGGAUUAACCAGUAUUGGCGGUACUGUUCCUCAGAGUAAAGCAGAACCAGAUUUGACUCCAGCCUCUGAGGUUGCAAGAGGUAUAACACCGACAAUCCAGCCGCCUCUACUGGGCUCAGACCCCCAGAGGAAAACACCAACUACUGAAGCAAGAAGAGGUACGACACCCACAACAGAGGUGACUACAGCUAUAACUCCAACACCUGAACUGAGAAGAGCCACUCCGACAUCCGAAAUCAAAAGAGCUACUCCAACGACUGAAUUGAAAAGAGCUACUCCAACGACUGAAAUCAAAAGGGCUACUCCAACAUCUGAAACCAGAGUUAAAACACCAACUGUUGAGUUCCAGUCACGAAUUUCUGCAGGGCGGCCAAGGACCCCGGCUUUCCAUACUCGAGCAGCAACCCCUGUCUUUGAAGUCUCAAAAGCCAAUCCUCUCCUGUUUGCAGUGUCCCCAGUCACGGUUGAGCCAGAGAGGUCAAGAACACCAAAGACAGUAUCAGCAGCAAGUGAUUCUGCUGCCGUCCCGACUUUGACGACUCCUGUGCCAAAGCUUACAGAAAUGAUACUUAACGGGGACAUCCUUUCUGACGUGAUGCCUGCAGCUAAGCCAGUUCAACCAAGUAUGACUAAAGCAAAAUCAGAGCCUGAUCUGACAAAGAAGGAGGUCCAACCGACUCAAUCUGGCUCUUUAACUCCGACACCUCAGCCAACAACACCAGUAGUGACUUCUUUUGGCUUUCAAAGGCCCAAGACUCCAACAUUCGAGGCAUCCAGACUAUUGAGCACAUCACCUGGCUACAAGAGACCAAAAACACCCACAUAUGGGACAUCAUCUUCUGGGGUAUCACCUGUAGCCUUCCAGAGACCUAAAACCCCGACCCAAGUGGCGCAAAAAUCAAAGUCAACCUAUCGUGGAUUGACACCAGCUGAAUAUGCUGCUUAUGGCGGGAUCAAAACAUUCACUCCAGCGUUUGGUAUCGCCUCUUUAAAGACGCAGGCUGAGGCGGAGGUUAAAGCCACGGAGGAAGAGGCAGUGGGACCGAAAGCACCGAGCCAAGAGCUCCCUGUGAAAGAACCGCCUAAAGCCGAGGUUUCACAAGUCAGAGAAACCCCCAAGGUUGUUGCGGACAAGAAGGUUGCAGCCACCCCCUCGGUGCCAGUUAUUGUUGUUUCUCAGGCAUCUGACUCCCCAGGAACACCAGAGACAAGUAUGGUGUCCAGUCAGGUUGUGGCAAAACAAGAAAAAGCUGUGAUUAAAGAAAUACCCAAAGCUGCACCACCAACAGUCGAGGCGAAAACUCCUGAGAAGAAGAUUGUGGCACUACCUGUGCAAGACGUCGCCAAACCAAAGCCAAAAGUCUCUGAAGCCAAGCAUCCUCCACCCAAAGGUGACGACCAGGAUCCUCUGAAGGCAGUAAGAAAACUUUUAGGCAAAGAUAAAGUCCAGCCUGCUGAGCAGAAGUCUGGAAUUCAGACAAAAGCUGACGUCUCAGAUAAGGUAGAGCCAACAAAACCUGCAGCUGCUGCCAAGACUAAGACAGAAGUCACAGAGCCGAGAACUGCGGCUCCUUCUGUGCCUGAAGAAAAAGGAAAAGGCAAGAUGGCAGAAUCAGCUACAGCAGGUAAACCUGCACCUGAGAAGAAGGAAGUCGAAGAACCCCUCCCUGCAGCUGAGCCCCUUCUCAAGGUCUUACAAAAGCCAAAGGGAUUGAAAUCCAAAUUGAGCGGGUGGUCUAGACUCAAAAAGCACAUGGUGGUGGAGCAGGAGGAGCCCAAAUUCCCAGAGAUAGGCACUGAGAAGGAGACCACAGGGACGGACCAGAGUGAGGGGAAGAAGGUUGAAGAGAAGGUCGCCGACAAGCCCGGCACUCAGGACGAGAACCAAACCAAAGACGCUCCUAAGGCAACUAAGAUGUGGGACGCCGUCCUCUUCCAGAUGUUUUCCACCAAAGAGAACAUCAUGCACCAGAUCGAGUUGAACAAAAGCGAGGAGGAUAAGACGGAGGAGAAAACAGAUGAGCCAAAAGAGAUCCCUUCGUUUGCGCACCGGCUGCCUGUGCUUCUUUUUAGCCCAAAGUUUGACGCCAAAAAGCUCAGAGAGGCGGCAUCCAGGCCGGUAACGAAGAUUUCAACUGUUUUUGAAAUGGGUUUGAUUGGGCGGAAAGGUAAAGAAGAGGAACCAAAAGACUUUAAUAGAACAGCCAGGGGGUUCACGUCUACUUAAGCUUUUAAAACUUAUGAAUCGUUAAGUGCCAAGAUAAAAAUGUAAAGAGAAAAAAAAAGUGAUUUUACGUGUUUUAUGUACAGGUGCAGAAAUCUUAGCUUCAGGAAUUAUGUACAGGUCUAGUCUUUGUGUGAAUCGAAUGAUGUUUGUGGCAGUGUGGUAGAGAAAGUCGGCCUGAACUUUUUACUUGACAAGUGCUUCAUGUUGCAUUUGUGUGACUGGUUGUCUGGAUGUUAAAUGUUUAUUUUUGUGGAUUCACCGGACAGAAAGAAAGAAAAAGAAAGAAAGAAAGA